This is a messenger RNA of Oreochromis aureus, 3127 nucleotides long. It is a transcript of the gene tmem243b, whose product is annotated as transmembrane protein 243, mitochondrial b. Bases 359 to 712 code for a protein of 117 amino acids. The transcript has 5 exons. NCBI's taxonomy places the organism in Eukaryota, Metazoa, Chordata, Actinopteri, Cichliformes, Cichlidae. The record is from RefSeq and is a predicted model, not a curated record.
UUUUGUGUACAGUAGGACCGACAGGAAGUGGAAUGGCUACCUUACAGAUCGGCUCUGAUAACAGCUCGAUGCGGACCUGCCGGGCUUUAAUUCCCUUUAACUGUGACCCUGAUCGCUCUGAAGUUGAUUCCAGUAGAGUCAACACAGAAGUGGGAGGCAGUGAAAGAGGAGCAGCAGCAGCCUACCUGGUCACUUCAGCCCACACCUCUAUAAUGUCCCCACGGCUCCACCUACACUGACCGCCUUCUCCCCGGCGUGCAGAAAGAGACGGCUAGCAUGCAGCAGAACUGUCGCAGCUUUUCCACGAAGUGGCGCUGCUGAGAAACGAUCAGUCGGAGCUGUGUCUGCCAGCGCCGCCAUGGAUGACUUCACUACAAGGACGUAUGGCACAAGCGGCCUGGACAACAGACCGCUGUUUGGAGAGACGUCUGCUCGGGAUCGAAUCAUCAACAUGGCGGUGGGGGGAUUUACGUCUGUGGUGGUUCUGGUGACUGUCAUCUGUUCCUUUGUGUUUCCCACGAUGCCUCCGCGGCCGCUGAACAUCUUCUUCGCCGUGUGCAUCCUGCUGACCUGCAGCUCCACGUUAGUGCUGAUAUUCUGGUACCGUCAGGGCGACCUGGAGCCCAAAUUCAGGAAUCUGAUCUACUUCAUGCUGGCGUCCAUCGUGCUGCUGUGUAUAUGUGCCAACCUCUACUUCCACGACAUCAGGUAAAGGCGGAGCCAAGGAAGGCAAACGGGAACAAGGGAACACGUGGCCUUCAUGAGCAGGACCAGCGUGAAGGAGUCACAUGACCAAAAUAAUAACUGUUACACGAACUUGAACCUGCUGUGGAAUCAGCACCAGUGGGAACUGGGCACAGAGACUGGACUCAGUGUGGGAUGAUGAUGAUGUACUGUAAGAGGCGACAAACUGCUGGAGCACAACACACAGUCGAGUGUGUUUACACGCACACAGACACACACAUUUGUUUGGGACCCUUCAUUUAAAUGAAAAAUCCACAUCUGUUUCUCAGAGUCGCUUUAAAUGUGACGUCUUUUACAUUUAUCUUUCCUUCACUUUCACGUUUGAUCUGCAGUUCUUUAAAGAUAUGAGUUUUGAUCAUUAAACUCCAACAAAACACCAUCAAAGGUCCCGUUAACAGGACAGCAGGAGGCAGGAACGCAGGCUGGAUGUCAGAGAGCUCUUCUACUCACCAGCUUCGCUCUGAUUGGCUAAUUCUAUCCCGCCCCCCUCAUAUUUAAGGGACCACAAGUUAGAAAAUAAACAUGUUGCAUUAAAUGAGACCUGAAACUAGCAGCUGGGACGAUAAACACAUCGGCAAAGUUUACUGUGAUUCAUGAAACAGGGAAACAGGCAGUGUUUCCCUGAUUCAUGAAAUCUAUUAGGAAACGGAGGCAGCGCCCCCUACUGACUCUUAGGAGGAACUUUAAUUCCACAGACUAUAUAUAAAACAUGCAUGAGAGCUUCAGCACAUCUUCACUGGAGGGCAACAGAGUUACAGGCUGGAUAAAGAUGUUUAGAGUGUGAUGGAAUGCCGAGAACACCAGAGAGGAAGUGUCUGAAAACAAAACCUGUAGUUCCUCUCGUGGCCACUAGAGGCUGGCUCCAGCAAUGAGUCGGUCUCCAUAGACUCCCUUGUUAAAACACAGAAAUAAACAUGUUUUUAUCCUGAUACAAACACUGUUCAAACCUUUAACAGCUGCAGCAGAGGUGAACCAUGGUGGUGCCCAACAAACCUGUGAUGUCAUGUGGCCAUGUCCAUCUUUUAUAUACAGACUGUGGACAUUAUGAAGGCAUAAACAUGUUUUAUCCUAAAUCUACUUCCGAAGUGGACUCUUCAGAACAAUUCAAACAUUCAAACAUAGAGAAGCUCUCAAAGGGAACAAAGGACCAUUAAUUAAUAUAAAAACCCAUAGUGGUGUAUUCAGGGGUCUUUCUGUCCUCAGCCCAAACUCAGAUGUAUUCCGCUGCUGUUACCUGCUCAGGUGGACUUUUCCUUUAACCUGGAUGCAGGCUGUGAGCAUGGAGGGAAGCAGCUGUUCAGUACUGUAGACGUUAGCAGGCGGCUGUAUCAGCAAAUCAGAAAUAUGCAAACCUGUGUUUUCUCCGUCUGUCGGGUUCUUCUGAUCACCGUGUAUGUAAUUACAGUCCAAAUGUAGCUGAGAGGAUUUUAAGUUGGAUUUAAAUGCUGAAUUACACCGACUGCCAAUUCUUUGCACUAAGCAUUUCUAAAUCACACACACUCACUCUCUCCCUUUCUCAGGCUAGCGCCAGUGGAAAUGAAUGAAAGCUUUGUAAAUGGCUUUACAAGUAAAGCUGUCACUGUUAUUAAUCUGGCUUUUUCAGCUCCAUUCAGUCCUCCUCAAGCAUCCAUUCCUCCUGCUGCUCCUGCUUUAUGACCUGUUAUUCAUAUAAGGUUUAAGGUUUUCAGUUUUCCAAUUUCCCCCCCCCAAAAAAACCCACCAUUGAGGGUUUAAAAGCCUUCAGCUCCUCUUUUACAAUAAAGUUUAGCAUCCAGGAAUUGAUUUAAAAACACCAAACAGGAGUGGGAGGUUAUUUUCCAUCUAAAGAUAAUAAACCCGAGUCUAACAGAAAAAAUGAAGACAGAAAACUAACUAGCAGCGACGUUUGGACGGUUGAAUGAUGAUCAGGUCGAAUCUGAUCUGUCCACAGCACGAGGCAGCAUUAGCAACCAGGUAACAAUGGCAAGAACCACCCUGGUGCUUAAUUAGUUUGGAGUAAAUCCUCUCAAACCGGCCUGUUUAAAGGGCCAGUUCACCCAGAAUUACCAAACCAGACUAUAAACUGGAUUCCUCUUAGUCAUGCAAGGCUGCUUUUGUUUACACCAACUGUAAGAAAUCACUGCCUCUUUGGGCAACUCUGACAUCUGACCAGUUCAAGCAAAACUCACAAAAACACCAAAACCAGCAGCACUCCCAUCUCUGCGCCAUCUGUUUGAAUGAAUGCUCUCUGCGGGACUAUUUUCAGCGGAUAAAUCCAGUGACUGUUACAGGUGUUAACAGCUGUGAAACUAUGGAAAUAGAGCUGUGUGUUACAGAGGAACAGGAUAAACAUCUUUAGGGCAAAUAAGCCCAGCCUUUCACAAUAAAAGCCAACCUCACCUCA